Molecule: messenger RNA, 288 nt
Organism: Arvicola amphibius (Eurasian water vole)
Lineage: Eukaryota; Metazoa; Chordata; Mammalia; Rodentia; Cricetidae
Gene: Meig1
Product: meiosis/spermiogenesis associated 1
Exons: 2
Coding region: 22-288 (88 amino acids)
Cellular component (GO): nucleus
Source: RefSeq, a predicted model, not a curated record
GCUAGGAAGGCCUCUGUAGCCAUGGCAAGUUCUGAUGUGAAACCAAAAUCAAUAAGUCGCGCCAAGAAAUGGUCAGAAGAAAUAGAGAACCUGUACAGAUUUCAACAAGCAGGAUAUCGGGAUGAGAUCGAAUACAGACAAGUGAAGCAAGUUGCUAUGGUAGACCGCUGGCCAGAGACAGGCUACGUGAAGAAGCUUCAGCGGAGGGACAAUACUUUCUACUAUUACGACAAGCAGAGGGAGUGCGAGGACAAGGAAGUCCAUAAAGUGAAAGUUUACGCCUACUGA